AUGGACACAUCACCGCACAUGGCAGCACCUUCAUCCCGCAAGUCUGCAGCAGCACUAGCACGCGCAGGGUCAGCAGCCGCAACCAUGGCAGCAGCAGGGCCCCCCUCGCCCCACGAUCCCAGUGCAGCCUAUUCCAGAAUGGGGACCUACCCAGCUACACACGCCCAGGAUGCAUACGCGUAUGGGAACGGGCCAGGAGACAUGGGUCCCCCUGGGGAUUACUAUGGGGGGGGAGGAGGUCAGAUGGAUAUGAUGGGAGGAGGUGGGAUGGACAUGAUGGGGGGAGGCAUGGGGGGAGGGGUUGGUGGAGGUGGUGUGGGGGGACCAGGAGGGGGUAUGGCUCGAAACGGAAGAUACCCGAUGGAUUCGGGGGGUUACUCGGUGCACUGA
Molecule: messenger RNA, 390 nt
Organism: Closterium sp. Yama58-4
Lineage: Eukaryota; Viridiplantae; Streptophyta; Zygnematophyceae; Desmidiales; Closteriaceae
Source: the annotation of a GenBank genome assembly